AUGUUAACCUUUGAAACUUCCCAAUUACAAGGCGCUAAAGACAUUGUUGAAAAGUUAGUUUCUUUACCUUUUCAAAAGGUUGCACACAGAAUUUCCACUUUAGAUGCUCAACCUGGUUCGCCAAAUGGUGACAUUUUAGUUAUGGUUACCGGGGAAUUGAUAAUUGAUGAUGAACAAAACGCUCAGCGUUACUCUCAAGUGUUUCACCUCAUUCCUGAUGGGAACUCUUACUAUGUUUUUAAUGACAUCUUCAGAUUAAACUACUCUUAA
Molecule: messenger RNA, 270 nt
Organism: Debaryomyces fabryi
Lineage: Eukaryota; Fungi; Ascomycota; Pichiomycetes; Serinales; Debaryomycetaceae
Gene: NTF2
Product: Ran GTPase-binding protein
Exons: 1
Coding region: 1-270 (89 amino acids)
Biological process (GO): protein import into nucleus
Cellular component (GO): nuclear pore central transport channel
Source: RefSeq, a predicted model, not a curated record